AUGCUGCCCACGCCAGAUACCUCCCACGUCCCAUUUGAGCGUGUGUACGAGCCGGCAGAAGACUCGUACCUCCUUCUAGACACCCUCUCGGCCCCGUCCGAGACCACAUUCCUCACAUCACGCUUCGGCAGCGAAACAUCAUCAUCAUCAUCAUCAUCAAAGUCAAGACCAGCAGCCCCACUGGUCGUCGAAAUCGGCACCGGCUCCGGCGUCGUAAUAGCCUUCCUCGCCGCCCACGCAGCAACCCUCUUUGGCACCCCCGCCGUCCUCACCGCAGGCAUCGACCUAAACGGCCACGCCUGCCACGCCACAACCUCCACCGUCCGCCGCGCCGUCGCCGACAACCCGUCCACGGCCUCCCCCCUCUCUUUCUGGCUCGGCGCCUCCCUGGGCGACCUCACGACCCCGCUGCGCCCGGCAAGCGUCGACGUCCUCGUCUUUAACCCGCCCUACGUCCCGUCUCCGGAGCUCCCCGCGCAGUCCUCGGCCACGCUCGUCGCCGACGCGCAGACGAAGACCACGUUUGAUGAGGACUCGUACCUGCUUUCGCUGUCGUACGCGGGCGGGCGGGACGGUAUGGAGACGACGGACCGGUUGAUUGAGGCGUUGCCUGGGGUCUUGAGCCCCAGGGGUUGCGCUUAUAUUCUGCUGUGUGCGCAGAACAAGCCGGACGAGGUCAAGGGCCGGAUUGAAGGGUUCGGAGGCGGGUGGAAAGCCGUCACGGUCGGGGAGAGCGGGAAGAAGGCUGGGUGGGAGAAGUUGCAGAUCAUUAGGGUAUGGAGGGAGACGGAAGAGCACUCUAGGUAG
This is a messenger RNA of Colletotrichum acutatum, 807 nucleotides long. RefSeq names its product methyltransferase domain-containing protein. Lineage: Eukaryota; Fungi; Ascomycota; Sordariomycetes; Glomerellales; Glomerellaceae. The coding region runs from base 1 to 807 and encodes 268 amino acids. The transcript has a single exon. Gene Ontology annotation, biological process: methylation. The record is from RefSeq and is a predicted model, not a curated record. Gene Ontology annotation, cellular component: eRF1 methyltransferase complex. Gene Ontology annotation, molecular function: S-adenosylmethionine-dependent methyltransferase activity; protein methyltransferase activity; nucleic acid binding.